Molecule: messenger RNA, 1057 nt
Organism: Zalophus californianus (California sea lion)
Lineage: Eukaryota; Metazoa; Chordata; Mammalia; Carnivora; Otariidae
Gene: GEMIN6
Product: gem nuclear organelle associated protein 6
Exons: 3
Coding region: 448-948 (166 amino acids)
Biological process (GO): spliceosomal complex assembly; spliceosomal snRNP assembly
Cellular component (GO): nucleus; SMN complex
Molecular function (GO): RNA binding
Source: RefSeq, a predicted model, not a curated record
CUUGGAGUGACUCUUUCCUCACCGCGUGGUUACUGUGUACCCGUCGCUGCGAGGAGUUCUUGCUGGUAUUUCUCUCGUUUGUGGGACUUAAACGUUUAGUACCACCAGGUUUGAGUACCGUUUUAAGUAUCGUGCAGCUGCAAGCUAGGCCACGGAAUCUGCGCUCUAGAGCCUUCGCUGCUGCUCCCUGGCUUGUGCAUCCUCCAAACAAAUAAGAGGAAAUUGUCAAAUCCGGGGCCUCUCCCUGGCGGGAUCCAGCGGAGAAAGAGCUAGAGAGAGCAAGUGGGUGGGUAUCAAAGGAGUUUUCCUCUUCAGUUUUGGCCAAAUGUGGUGUGGAGUGAGUUACUUUGAUCGCAGGAGAUCAGAGUUAAAAGGAUGGCACUUGCUUGAGUGGAACAUGUAUUAACCCGAACUGGUGGUGGUUUUAGAUCUAGCCAGCUGGCAGCCAUGAAUGAAUGGAUGAGGAAAGGCCCCUUAGAAUGGCAAGAUUACACGUACAAAGAAGUCAGAGUGACAGCCAGUGAGAAGGAGUAUAAAGGAUGGGUUUUAACCACAGACCCAGUUUCUGCCAAUAUUGUCCUUGUGAACUUCCUGGAAGAUGGCAGCAUGUCUGUGACUGGAAUUAUGGGCCAUGCUGUGCAGACCGUUGAAACUGUGAACGAAGGGGACCAUAGAGUGAGAGAGAAGCUGAUGAAUUUGUUCAUGUCUGGAGACUGCAAGGCCUACAACCCCGAGGAUCUGGAGAAGAGAAAGAACAGCCUAAAGAAAUGGCUCGAGAAGAACCACAUCCCCAUCACAGAACAGGGAGAUUCACGAAGGACUCUGUGUGUGGCUGGGGUUCUGACUAUAGACCCACCAUAUGGUCCAGAAAAUUGCAGCAGUUCUAAUGAGAUUAUUCUCUCCCGUGUUCAGGAUCUUAUUCAAGGACAUCUUGCAGCUUGCCAGUGAGAGGCCAAGAACUAUGGAUGCAUCGAUUGAAAUAACACUUCAUUUUUAUUUUUUCCUUCAUAAAAUGUUUUGAAUGUUAAAUCCAUCAUAUUACAAGACUUCAAAGGCG